UAACAAGCAUGGAUCCUCUAGGAAGGCUAAAUGCUGGUUGUUGGCUGCAUUUCUCAAACCUCAACACAUUAUUUUGAGUAUCACACGGAAUGUUAUAUGGGAAAAAUAUUUCACUUGAUCGAGAGUCUUAUGGCUUCAAAGUUUCAGAUAAUCAAAAUUAAUUUUAUAUUUAAGAGGUCAGUCUUUAUUGUUAAAAUUGCUCCAGAUUAGAACUGGAGGUUAAGACAAGCAUUUCCAGAAAUUUCUAAGCAGAUACUGUUUGCCUGAAUAAGCUAAAGUAUCUUAAUACCUGAAUAAGUGUAAGAAAUGGAGAUUUUAGGAUUGAAUACUAAAGUUUAAUAUCAAGAAGGAUAU
Moneuplotes crassus is the source of this 354-nucleotide messenger RNA. The record is from the annotation of a GenBank genome assembly. NCBI's taxonomy places the organism in Eukaryota, Ciliophora, Spirotrichea, Euplotida, Euplotidae.